Tachysurus fulvidraco (yellow catfish) is the source of this 3971-nucleotide messenger RNA. RefSeq names its product nitric oxide synthase 1 (neuronal) adaptor protein a (gene nos1apa). The transcript is spliced from 11 exons. Bases 413 to 2056 code for a protein of 547 amino acids. The record is from RefSeq and is a predicted model, not a curated record. Gene Ontology annotation, molecular function: nitric-oxide synthase binding. NCBI's taxonomy places the organism in Eukaryota, Metazoa, Chordata, Actinopteri, Siluriformes, Bagridae.
CACACACACACACACACACACACACACACACACACACACACACACACACACACACACACACACACACCACUAUAUCCCCCUCUCCGCUCUCACACACAGCAGGUUUGUCAGGAACACGACAGCGGAAAGUCUUCUGUGUUUUCUCUUUUAAACCGGAAAUAAGCGACAGCCGGUGAGCCUUUGGAAGAAAAUACGGGAAGGAAGCAGCUGAGUUCGGCGAAGGAAAAGCGAAAAGAGGGAUUGGCUACAAAGUUACACUGACGGUAAAAAAAGGAAAAGAAAAGAAAAAAAAGAAGCGUUGCUACGAUAAUGGGAGAAAGAAACGCCACGGAGCGCGCGAGCUGAACCCGAGCGCCUGUAAACACGACACUGUCUCGUGCUUAACGCUUACUGCACGGUGAAAAGCGUCACCAUGCCCGUGAAAAGCAAGUAUAAUUUAGUGGACGACGGACACGACCUGCGGAUUCCUCUGCACAAUGAGGACGCUUUCCAACACGGGAUCAACUUCGAGGCGAAGUAUAUUGGUAGCCUGGAUGUGUCUCGACCCAACAGCCGGGUAGAAAUAGUAGCUGCCAUGAGACGGAUUCGGUAUGAAUUUAAAGUGAAGAACAUCAAGAAGAAGAAAGUCAACAUUAUGGUCUCUGUGGAUGGAGUGAAAGUUGUGCUGCGCAAGAAGAAGAAGCUGGGGGCUCCUGAGCGGUGCAGCAAAGGCGCAUUUGCAAGAUCAAACCCUGACAAGUCCAAGAGAGCAAAAUUGGCUGUGCUUUCUGACGGGAAGGAGAGGAACAGUUUGUCAUUUACAGCCAUACUAAAAAAAGAAUGGAUGUGGGACGAGAGCAAGAUGAUGGUGAUGCAGGACCCCAUUUACAGGAUCUUCUACGUGUCACACGAUUCACAAGAUCUGAAAAUCUUCAGUUAUAUAGCGAGAGAUGGACAGAGCAACGUGUUCAGGUGCAACGUCUUCAAGUCCAAGAAGAAGAGCCAGGCCAUGCGGAUCGUGCGGACGGUGGGUCAGGCGUUCGAGGUCUGUCACAAACUCAGCUUGCAGCACACACAGCAGAACGCAGACGGACAGGAGGAUGCUGACAGCCCCAAGACCUGCACAGACUCCGACCUACAAGAUCGGGAGUUAACCGGAGCUGAAAAGACGCUUGCAGAAGAGACGGACAUCGACGCUGAGGAGUUGCCUCUCCCUGACAGCACAGUGGACGAGUUCAGCCGAGGCGUCACUGACCUGGAUGCUGCUGAGAAAGAUGACGAGGGUCUAAAGGACACCAAGCUGAGUGAUGACACCUCCAUCCUCCUGGCUUCUCCAAAGAUGCUGCUCCCAUCGUGUAGUGAGUUGGCAGCCAGCACACCGCUCUCCAUGCACCACCAGCUCCAGCUCCUGCAGCAGCAGCUAAGCCAACAGCAGCAGCAGACCCAAGUGGCUGUAGCUCAGGUUCACCUGCUGAAGGAUCAGCUCUCGGCAGAAGCAGCAGCCAGGAUAGAAGCUCAGGCUCGAGUUCACCAGCUGCUGCUACAGAACAAAGACCUUCUGCAACACAUCUCACUGCUGGUGAAGCAGAUCCAGGAGCUAGAGCUCAAACUGACUGGUAACAGCUCCAUGGGAUCUCAGGACAGUCUACUGGAAAUCACUUUCCGGGCCAACGUGCCCCCGAUCAUCUGUGAUGCUACAACACCAUGCCCUGAAGACAUGCUCCUGCCACCACUGAAUGAUGGCACACAGCUUGCUCUGCCCCUAAGCAGUCCUUUAGGUAUGGGCCAAAGUCUGGUUAAGUUUGAGUGUUUCCGUUUUCUCCCAGGACCUCCUCAACAGGAGCAGAACCCUGCCCCCUCCCAGGAGGUAUCACCCUCAUCUCGGGAUGAGCUGCUGGGGAGCCUGGAGCUGCUCAAGUUCCGUGAGUCAGGCAUCGCCUCGGAGUACGAGUCCAACACGGAUGACAGCGACGAGCGGGACAGCUGGGGGCUGCAGGAUGAUAGCAGCAUGCGUCUGCUCAAUGUGCUCAACCAGCAUGGCCCCUCUGACUCCCUGGACGAUGAAAUCGCCGUUUAGGCUGGGGACAUGCUAAUGGCUACAGCUAAGUGUGCUAACUGCUUGUCUGUGUUAUAAACUGUUAUUCUCACUACCGACCAUUAGAGACUGAAGCAAAAAAAAGGUGGGAGGUUUCAUGUCACAUUUUGUGUUCCAGGGCCAUUUUCCCGUUGCACAUAACAAGGGUAACAGCCGGACAGUUAUGGUAUCCCAUCAACAGGAACCAAUUGUACUUGGGGGGACAGUUCAGUGCUAGUUGUUUACACAUGUUAUUACAUAUAAUAGACAGGGGGGGGGGGGGAUUAAAGACUAAAGACUAUUCUGGUUUGUUAGUGACAACAAAAACAACCUGGUCCUGUUUUGUUUGUAAACCUUAUUUAUGGUUUUUGUUUUUUUGUAUUCGUACCAGCACAAAUUGUUUACAGCUCAAACGCUUACAACAAACAGAUUUUACUGUGUUUCAUGAAUUGACAAUUGACUGAAAUUUUGUCAAUUAAAUCUUUCCUCGGCAAGUUUUUUUUCUGUAAUUUCACAACUGUCAGUAGGAGCUGGUUAGCAGUAGGAAAUGCUAAUCGUGGGAAAUACUUUAACUGCACGUUGUUGCAUAUAGUGUUGGCACUGGGACCAUUCUAGUUAUCUCUCGAACUGAAAUUGAACUAGAACCCCAAGUUCCUUUGGUUCCUGCUAGUUUUGGAAUGUGCUGUGGAAAUACAACCGGUAGAUUCCAAACUAUUUUGCCAAGCACCGCUAACUCACUACAUCACACCAUAAACGUGUGAUGAGUCUAUGAGGGAAAUGUAUUAAAAAUGUGUUACUUUAAAAUCCGUGUCUCCAUGAUAUCUCUCUUAGUUGGGUUGUUUUAUUAUUUAUAUCUUUUUUAUUAUAUUGCAGUGAGGCAUAUUGGGUAUAUGUGCUUGUUGAAGCUGUAUCACGUUAGUUUUCCUCCUGUGGUUUUAUUACUGUGCAGAUUAAUGCAUGUGUACACUGCUAUGCACUCCGCUCCUCUUAGUGGUACCGAUUUAACAUCUGUCAUAUAAUGACUUGGGUAACUGAAACACUAAUGAUAGCAAAGAUUCUUUAACUGAGGUUUAUUCGAUGCAGUUUAUCGAGGUAUGGGUUUGAAUGACACUUGAUCCACAGAGCAGAAGCACUGGCAACUAUUUAAGGCCUGAGGUGAACAAGGCAGCUUUGAGUGAAGGAAUCUAGCUAAUUUAGCUAGCCAGGAGAAAGCACGGUCAGAUGUCCUCCACUGUAUUGGCUCUUGUAUCGUUAGCAAGCAUAAGUUCCUAAGGAACGAUAUAAACAUACGGCAUGAUAAAAUGACUGCAGAACCAUUUAGAGCUUGUAACUCUAUAUAUAUUUUUUUUAAUUGAAUCGAAGAAAGCAUGAAUUCAUCCAUUUAAAACGCUUAGACAACAUUUUCAGCAAGGUUUCUUUGGCUAUGGCUGCAGUUUGCUCUUUAACGAGCUGGUUUUAACAGCUACUUUUUUAAACAACCUCAUCAUCAGUAUCACUGCAUCGGUGCAGGAAUAAAAAGCAAGCUAAUUUAAUUGAAGUUAAUAUUCAUCUUUCCAUGAUUUUCAGGAAACUAGGAUGGGGUCAAUUUCUUCUGACAACAAGACUUAUGGAAUAUAUUCAGAUACAGUGCAGAUAUUCCCUAGGGAUGAAUAGGUUGAGAAAAUGAUGAAUGGGUUCAUGGAGUAAUAUGCAAGAAUAAUAUGGUUUAUGCAUAUUUUUCAACUUAAAGAGUAGAUGUAGGAUGCUGGGACAAAGGAUAAAAAAAAUAGUUUUUUAAUUAUCUGAAACAUGUGCCUCACACCUUUAGGGUUGGGGGUUCGAUUCCCGCCUCCGCCUUGUGUGUGUGGAGUUUGCAUGUUCUCCCCGUGCUUCGGGGGUUUCCUCCGGUUUCCUCCCCUGGUCCAAAGACAUGCAUGGU